AUGGAUGCAUCAGUGGUCUACGCUGACUUAAACCUAGCCAGGACCCAAGAGCCUAAGCAGGCAUCCCCUCCAGCUCCUCCCCCAGACAGCUGCCGGUGCCCACGCUGGCAUCGGUUGGCUCUGAAACUCGGCUGUGUUGGGUUGAUCCUUCUGGUCCUGACUGUGAUUGGACUCGGUGUCUUAGUAGGAAAAGUCAUUCAAGACAACAAGACGAAAGCAACAGUCGAAAAAUGCAAUGUGAACGUUUCAGAGAGCAGUACGAAGGCAACAGAGAAUUCAGUUCAGCUAACGUGCUCCAACGACUGGCUGCCACACCGAGAGAAAUGCAUACAGUUUUCUCAAGAGACCGGUGUUUGGAAGGAAGGUCUAUCUAACUGCACUAGAAAAGGAGCCACUUUGCUGCUCAUUCAAGACCAAGAAGAACUGAGAUUCGUAAAGAAUUCAAUACAGGAAAGAGGACAUUCAUUUUGGAUUGGACUAAAUUACUCAUUGCCAAACAAGAACUGGAGAUGGAUAAACGGCUCCACUUUAAGUUCUGAUGUACUGAAAAUUACUGGUGAACCUAAAAUAAACAGCUGUGUCGUCGUCUCAAAGGACAACUUGGUUUCUGAGAACUGUGAUUCAGAAAACAAGUGGAUCUGCCAAAAGAAACUAAAACGUCUCUGA
Microtus ochrogaster (prairie vole) is the source of this 666-nucleotide messenger RNA. RefSeq names its product killer cell lectin-like receptor subfamily B member 1B allele C. Lineage: Eukaryota; Metazoa; Chordata; Mammalia; Rodentia; Cricetidae. The transcript has 6 exons. The record is from RefSeq and is a predicted model, not a curated record. The coding region runs from base 1 to 666 and encodes 221 amino acids.